AUAAGCAUAAGCUAUAUCUAGUACUUCAUCUAGCAUUGCAUAUGCCUGACAGAACACCCUUCCCUGGAUCAGAAUACUUCACAAUUUCACCGAUCAUUAAAAAAUUAUAUAUACAGUUUGACAAGAUGACCUGUGCUGGGCUCUCUGCAGUGUUCAAAGGAACGUUUGUCCACGCGACCGCCACACUUCCAAUGUGCAUUUUGGAAGAGCACAUUCUAGGUGUGGAUAGCACUGGAAAAAUUGCUUUUCUAGAACCAGCUGAGAAGCAAGAUGAGCUAUCCAUUGAGUGGGAUUUUGAAUGCUCAGACAUCAGAGAGCUUGGUGAAGGGGAGUUCUUCAUGCCAGGAUUUGUUGAUACACAUAUCCAUGCCUCCCAGUACUCUUUCAGUGGGACAGCUCUUGACUUACCCCUAUUAGACUGGUUAAACAAAUAUACAUUCCCUGUUGAAGCAAAGUUUGAUGAUCUAUCAUUCGCAAAAGAUGUCUACACCAAAGUAGUGAAAAGAACUUUAAAAAAUGGCACUACUACUGCAUGUUACUUUGCAACAAUUCAUACCGAUUCUUCACUGCUUCUUGCUGACAUCACAAAUACCUUUGGACAACGUGCCUUGGUGGGUAAAGUCUGCAUGGAUUUUAAUAUAGCUCAUCAAAAAUACAAAGAAACACCAAGAGAGUCUGUGGAAGAGACUCAGAGGUUUAUUGAUGAACUCCAGAAUAAACAGUAUUCCAGAGUAAUGCCCAUAAUAACACCUCGCUUUGCACUUGCCUGCACUGGCAGCUUACUUACUAGUCUUGGUUUACUGGCUGAAGAACAAAAUCUUCACAUUCAGAGCCACAUAAGUGAAUCACUCAAAGAAACAGAGGCGGUGAAAAUGCUGUUUUGUGGCUUCCAGAACUAUUCAGAUGUAUAUGACAAACACAGACUUCUGACUGACAAGACAGUUAUGGCCCAUGGAUGCCAUCUCUCUAAUGAAGAACUACAGCUGUUCAAAUGUCGAGGUGCUGCCAUUUCUCAUUGUCCGAACUCAAAUAUUUCGUUGAUUAGUGGAGUUUUAGAUGUAAGAAAUGUUUUAAACCAUGGAGUGAAAAUUGGCCUUGGUACAGAUGCUGCUGCUGGUUAUUCGCAUUCCAUGCUGGAUGCCAUUAGGAGAGCAAUUGACACAUCAAAAUACAUUAGCAUGCAUGACUCCAGCUAUAAAACUCUUUCAUACAAAGAAGUCUUCAGACUGGCUACCCUUGGAGGAAGUGAAGCUCUGGGACUUCAGAAUACCAUUGGCAAUUUUGAAGUUGAGAAGGAGUUUGAUGCUCUUUUGAUCAGUCCUGUUUCAGAUGGCCCUUUUGAUGUUUUUGACAGUGACUCAAAUGAGGAUGUUGUUCAGAAGUUUAUAAACCUAGGUGAUGACAGAAACAUAAAAGAGGUAUAUGUAGCUGGCAAGAAGGUGAUUCCCUUUCCACGUUUUGAAGUGUAAUCGUAUCAUAUAAUGAAUCAUAACAAUUUUUUUAUGAUGGAGUAACAUAAAAGAUGGUUUUAAUCUAAAAAAGAGAAAGAACUUUUGCUGUUUUAUAAACAAAGAACAUCUGUCUUGUCGUAAUGACUGAUCUAGUGUCAUGACUCAUUUAAACAGUCUGAUCUGCUGCCUAAGUUUUGUUUUUUUUUCUUGCCUGACUGUCUUUCUCCAUAUUAUUUUGCAUGAAUUUGAAUGAGAUAACCAUCAAAUAUUAUGUAUGACCUCAAGAAAUAAAUGUUUAUGUAGUUUGCAUUUCACAUUUUUUGAAUCUCUUUACUGUUGUUUAAUUAUUUAUGCAAAGUUCAGAUUUUAACUUCACAGUAUAUUUUUGAAUUCUAAAGUGUCCUAAUUGGAAAGACAAAAAUGUAUUUUGUUGUAUAACGCUUAGUUACUUAAACACUGGAAAUGCCUAAGCUGAGAAUAAUUUAAGUCAUCCAAAAUAAGGUUUUCUUAUGCUCGCAUGACUGUUAUGUCAUUCUACACCUUGUUUCAAAUAAAUCUGAAAUUUUCCAAGCACAGUCUCAAUCUGAAAAUCAUCCCUUGAAGUCAAAAUAAAGCAGUUCUGUUUUUCUUGGUA
Molecule: messenger RNA, 2085 nt
Organism: Protopterus annectens (West African lungfish)
Lineage: Eukaryota; Metazoa; Chordata; Ceratodontiformes; Protopteridae
Gene: GDA
Product: guanine deaminase
Exons: 14
Coding region: 42-1469 (475 amino acids)
Biological process (GO): guanine catabolic process
Cellular component (GO): cytosol
Molecular function (GO): zinc ion binding; guanine deaminase activity
Source: RefSeq, a predicted model, not a curated record